This is a messenger RNA of Micropterus dolomieu (smallmouth bass), 3810 nucleotides long. RefSeq names its product inositol polyphosphate-4-phosphatase type I A-like. The annotation marks the transcript as partial. Lineage: Eukaryota; Metazoa; Chordata; Actinopteri; Centrarchiformes; Centrarchidae. Gene Ontology annotation, molecular function: phosphatidylinositol-3,4-bisphosphate 4-phosphatase activity. The transcript has 18 exons. Gene Ontology annotation, cellular component: cytoplasm. The record is from RefSeq and is a predicted model, not a curated record.
GAGAACUUGCAAAAUAGCAGUGUGUUCAAAUACUUAUUUUCCUCACUGGUGUGUGAGCUGGAGGAGCUGGGAGAGUUAUCCCCUUGCUGGGAGAAUCUGCGGCGACAAAUUGUCUCUCAGUACCAGACCAUAAUACUCACAUACCAGGAAACCCUGUCAGACCUCAACAACUACAGAGGUCCGUCGUUCAAAGCCAGUAACCUGAAGGCAGAGAGGAAGCUUGAGUUCAUGCCAACCAACCUUCACGUUCAGAGGAUGAGGGUGCAGGAUGAACUGGGCUUCGAACACACGUACGAUGUGAUAACAAUUGGUGCUCCGGCGGCUCACUGCCAGGGUUUCAAAAACAAUGGUUUGAGGAAACUCAUCCAGAAGUUUGAAGAGGCAAAGAAACACGUAUAUGAGGAGGAAUGCAGCGCCCUGUCAAGCUCGCAGUCUAUCGUCUACAUACCCCAGGACAUUGUCCGAGCCAAAGAGAUCAUCGCCCAUAUCAACACGCUGAAGACUCAGGUCAGCUACUACGCUGAGAGGCUUUCCCGAGCCGCCAAAGAUCGAUCUGCCAGCGGACUGGAAAGGACGCUCGCUAUUCUGGCUGAUAAGACUCGUCAGUUGGUGACGGUAUGCGACUGUAAGCUGCUGGCUUCUGCCAUACAGGCCCUGAAAGCAGCACGGCCCGAGUACAUCGCCUCCAAAGCGUCUCCAUCUGCAGACUCAGAACAAGUAGUCCUCCGUAACGACCAGGACACGCUGCUAGCCAAGUGGAGUGGUCGCAACAGCCGAUCCUCGCUGCAUGUAGACUGGCAUGAAGAGGAGUGGGAGAAAGUUUGGUUGAAUGUGGAUAAGUCUCUGGAGUGCAUCAUCCAGCGUGUGGACAAGCUGCUUCAGAAGGAGAGGAGACCCAGCGUCAGCAGUCAGGACAGUACCCAGACUGACCUGCAGGGCGGUGCCAGUAAGAAAGGUGAUGCAAAAAGAGCUUUCUGGAUCAACCCAGGAAGUAUAUCACAGGAAUCUCCAUCAUUACCAUCAUCUCUACCAUCCUCAUCAUCAUCACCACAAGCCUCUUCCUCUCCGCCUGCCCUCUCUUCUGCAUGUCCUCCCAGCCCUGAACAAGAAUCCUAUGGAAGCCCGAGUGCUGAGGAGGCGUACCCAGGUGAGUGGAGCGAGGCACUGUACCCUCUCCUCACCACGCUCACAGAGUGCGUUGCCAUGAUGAGUGACACGGCCAAAAAGUCCAUGGUCUUCCUGCUGAUGCAGGACAGCGCCCCGACGAUAGCCAUGGACCUGUCACUGCAGUACCGCCGUGAUGUUGUCUUCUGCCAGACGCUCACCGCUCUUAUCUGCGGCUUCAUUAUCAAAUUGAGGAACUGUCUCCGUGACAACGGAUUCCUCCGACAGCUCUACACCAUUGGCCUGCUGGCUCAGUUUGAGUCCCUGCUCAGCACCUACGGAGAGGAGUUGGCCAUGUUGGAGGACAUGAGUGUCGGCAUCAUGGAUCUUCGCAAUGUCACCUUUAAGGUGACGCAGGCCACCGGCAGCUCCGCCCCUGACAUGUUGCCGAUCAUCACGGGGAACCGGGACGGCUUCAACGUCCGCAUCCCACUGCCGGGAACCAUGUUUGACGCGUUGCCACGGGAGAUCCAGAGCGGCAUGCUGCUAAGGGUCCAGCCGGUGCACUUCAAUGUCGGUAUCAAUGAGCAGCAGACGCUGGCUGAGAAGUUUGGAGACACAUCCCUGCAGGAAGUCAUUAACUUGGAGAGCCUUUCCAGGCUAAAUUCAUACUACGAACAGUUCAAAGAAGUCCUGCCUGAGGACUGCCUCCCGAGGUCUCGUUCUCAGACUUGUCUCCCUGAGCUGCUGAGGUUUCUGGGGCAGAACGUCCACGCCAGGAAAAACAAGAACGUGGACAUCCUCUGGCAGGCGGCCGAGAUCUGUCGCCGCCUGAACGGGGUGCGUUUCACCAGCUGCAAAAGCGCCAAAGACCGCACGGCCAUGUCGGUCACCUUGGAGCAGUGCCUGAUCCUGCAGCACGAGCAUGGCAUGGCGCCACAGGUCUUCACGCAGGCCCUCGACUGUAUGCGCAGUGAGGGCUGCAGACGAGAAAACACUGUGAAGAACGUUGGAUGCCGAAAGUAUGCGUUUAACUCCUUGCAACUCAAAGCCUUCCCCAAACACUACCGACCACCCGAUGGCACCUACGGGAAAGUUGAAACCUGAUCGGACCACAGAGAGCGCUCUGUCUGGGAAUAUUAUUGGACAGUAUGGCUACUGUGUGUUUUUGGGAAGGCCAAGAUCAGACUGGGGAAAAAACAAGAUAACAGUUUAAUUAGACCGUCAUAUCAGUUUUGUGAUCCAAAUAAUUUUUUGAAGGUGUACUCAGUGAUGCAGUGUCACAGUAAUAAACAGUUGCAUCUUCCUGGAAAAAAAAACUCCCAGAUUUCCUCAGUAUAAUGACUGUUUUUGUAUUAGUUGCUUAUGUCAUAUUAUGCAUAACAUGUUUCAAGCUCUUUGGUUUUAAUUUUUUAUUAUAAAAAUGUACAUUAGCCGCACUGCCUCACCCUGAUCAAGCACUGAUGUAAUCAAUAUUAACCAUCCCAACAUUUAUAUUUUUGUUCUACAGCGGAAAUCAAGAGACCCGUUUAAACCAUGUUUAAUUAAACUGAAAUAAAAUGUGUAAAAACAAAAAAAAUUAUCCAUUGUCAACCCAGAGUAUUUGGACAAAUUUGUCUCUACAUUAUGCAGGUCUGUGUCAGAAGCCUUACACCAUUUCCCUUCAAGUCCUUCAAUGAAAAGUAAAUCUUUAAAAUAUGAUCAGAAAUAUGAUUUAAUUUUUCUAAAAUAAAAAAAACAGCUGGUCAUUGUAGUUUUUAGCAAACAUUACUCUUAACUGGAGCAAAUUGCAUUUGUUGGGUCCUAUUUUAAUAGUUUCUUGACAGCAAUGGAGCUGUGUGGCACAGAGGAAAAAUAUAUUUCAGUCUUUGGAAACAUCAUUUCAUUGGUAUACAAUCCCCUUUAUGUAUCUUGUAAACACACUGACCAGAAACAUGUAGUACCAGUACCAUCUUGCAAAAAAAGCCUGAUGAGCAAGACAUUGAAUCACAAUUGCUGAACUGCUAACCAAUUGGUCUAACUGUAGUGAAGUCUCUUUGUUGAUCAACGAAACCUUACAGCUUGUUUACAGACAAGGGAGGAUAGCUGUAGGAACUGUGUCUUUAAAAGCAAACAAGAGCAUCAAGUACAAGCUGUUGAAAUUAAAAAUAAAGGAUAAAGUAAACUAAAGGACAUCUUCCUUUCAGCAUGAAUCAAAUCUAAAGCAACUAAACCUAAUUGAGGGCAAAGGAACGUUUAUUUGCAUUUUAUCACUUGUCAUUGUUUUUCGCACACUCGACCAUGUGCCCAAUUAUCCACAAUGACCUGUAUGUAUGUAUGUCGCUGCUCUUCACUUCCUGCGAAGUCCUCACAACCAUUUCAACAGCAUCAUAGGUGACUUAAGUGAAAUGCAUCUUACUGUAAGGUGAACCACGCUGUCAGAUGCACUGCUGAUGGCAGUCUUACUGCAAUCAACUUAGAAAUACAUACUGCUGUAUUUACAUGUUUAACUCAAUGAAGUACUUUUUGUUCUGUCAACCUACUGCGUAGUAUAUUUGGCAUUGUAACUGAGAAUAGAAUACUUUCUGUCAGUCAGUUCUUUGACACUUGAAAACAUCUGUGAAGGUUUUAAUGUUGCUGUAACGAUGUUGAAAUAAAUGUAAAAUAGGUUUGUGUUUGUUUUGGAAAAGGAGGUUUUUCAAGUUGAUAUUAAACAGUUUUAACUAA